GUUACCUUUGUAUCCUCCCCUACCUCUACUUUUACCCGAUUUUCCCUCAGUGCUUAUACAGGAGGAAUCUGGCUCUCGUGUCUUUUUGCAACUAUCGAUAUGUUGGAUAUCUGUCUUUCCUCCAAUAGCACGUCUAUUGCUUCCACUCUUGACACCUCUAAAAGUUCAGGCUCGUAUACGACUGCCACCACUCCUCUUUCAAUUGCUUCUACUUCCGAGUCAUUGCGGGGAAUUCCUCUACAUGAUUGCGUCGAACCAGACUCAGGGGUUAGUUGGAUCAAAAUCCGAGAACAAAUGGCCGAGGUGUUGACUAGAGCUAAGGCAGCCUUUGAAGAGAAGCUCUGGUCAGGUGAGUUUUACAAGGCUAUCCCUAUAUCGAUCUAA
Protopolystoma xenopodis is the source of this 384-nucleotide messenger RNA. NCBI's taxonomy places the organism in Eukaryota, Metazoa, Platyhelminthes, Monogenea, Polystomatidea, Polystomatidae. The record is from the annotation of a GenBank genome assembly.